Messenger RNA from Linnemannia hyalina, 216 nucleotides. Lineage: Eukaryota; Fungi; Mortierellomycota; Mortierellomycetes; Mortierellales; Mortierellaceae. The record is from the annotation of a GenBank genome assembly.
AUGCCUCUUUUCAAGAUGAACAACGCCUCUUCUUCCAAGAAGAACAAGACCGCUUCGGCCGCGAACACUCCCUCCCAGACACCCCGCACUUCCUUCGACGGCAAGGUCCCUACUACCACCUCGACUCGUACCUCCUCCGCUCAGUCCACCCAGACCGCUGCUGCCAAGGCAGCACACCUUGGAAACAUGCAUGCCAUGGUCCUCUCCCGCGUCUAG